UUGGACCACGUUGUGUUAACUCCCUGGUGUGUGUUAUGUAUUACAGUGACCACCUUGCGUCAGCGGCUGCUCCAGCCUGACUUCCAGCCUGCCGGAGCCUCUCAGCUCCACCCCAAACACAAACACCUGCUCAUCAAGCGCUCUCUGCGAUGCAGGAAAUGUGAGCACAAUCUGAGCAAGCCAGAAUUCAACCCAACUUCAAUAAAGUUCAAAAUCCAGCUGGUGGCUGUGAGUUACAUCCCUGAAGUCAGAAUAAUGUCCAUUCCAAACCUGCGCUUCCAGAAGGAGUGCCAGGUGCUGCUCACCCUGACCAACCCAGUGGAGAAUAUUACCCACGUCACCCUGGUGGGCUGUGAGGAGGGAGACCCGGAGGACAUCAACACCACUGCUAAGGUGAUGGUUCCUACCAAGGAGUUGGUCCUGGCAGGGAAGGAUGCUGCAGCAGAAUACGACGAGUUGGCUGAGCCUCAGGACUUCCAGGACGACCCAGACGUGGUGGCCUUCAGGAAGUCCAAUAAGAUUGGUUUCUUCAUCAAGGUGGUCCCUCAACGCGAGGAGGACGGUGAUGUCACGGUGUCCUUUAAGAUCCGCCACGACUUCCGCAACUUGGCGGCUCCCAUAAGGCCGAGCGAGGAGGGCGAUGCCCCCACCGAGGCCAUCUGGCUGACACACCACGUAGAGCUCAGCCUGGGGCCGAUCAUAGCGUGAAGAGCUUACACACACACACACACACACACCGAAUACAUAUCUUUUACACACACACACACACACACACACACAUAAGCAGAAACUCAAAAUAUACUAAGUAUACUAAACAUUAAGCUCUUUCCAUGACAGACUGACCAGGUGAAUCCAUGUGAAAGCUAUGAUCCCUUAUUGACUUCAGUCAGUGUAGAUGAAGAGGAGGAGAUGGGUUUAAAGAAGGAUUUUCAAGCCUCGAGACAUGGAUUGUGUAUAUGUGCCAUUCAGAGGGGGAAUGGGCAAGACAACAGAUUUGAAGUGCCUUUUGAACGGGGAAUGGUAGGAGGUGCCAGGCGCACCGGUUUGACUGUGUCAUCAAAUGCAACUUCAACUCUUUUCACACUCAACAGUUUCCCGUGUGUGUAUCAAGAAUGGUCCACCACUCAAAGGACAUCCAGCCAACUGGACACAACUGUGGGAAGCAUUGGAGGCAACA
Molecule: messenger RNA, 1177 nt
Organism: Salvelinus namaycush (lake trout)
Lineage: Eukaryota; Metazoa; Chordata; Actinopteri; Salmoniformes; Salmonidae
Product: dynactin subunit 4-like
Exons: 6
Cellular component (GO): dynactin complex
Source: RefSeq, a predicted model, not a curated record